AUGAAACGCAUCAAGGGUUUUGAUUUAUUUCGAAAGCUACCACAAGAAGUCAUAAUAGAUAUACUGUCCAGACUUUCGUUUGUAUGCAUUAUCCGAUCCAAGGUUGCGUCCCGGGCAUGCCGUGACGCGGUCGAGUCUCGGGAGUUCACCGAGUUCUGUCUUUCCGAGUACGAAUGCGACACUUUCUUUGUAUACACCGCCGGAGAAAAAUAUAUUGGUUCACAUUCAUACAAAAUCUUAGAAUUAAGGGAGGAUGGAAUCAACACCACCACUAUGAGCCCCUCACACACGUUGCCAGAGUAUAAGCCCCUCCCACAUAGCUCGUCGGUCGAGGGUUUGAUUUUGCUAUGGUGCCCUCGUUCGCACGGCCUUUUCGUGAGCAACCCGAUCACUUGUGAGUGCGUGAGAGUCACCAUUCCUCCGGCUCCGGAGGAUAGUAAAAAUGUCCUCGUGUUCAAGGUAGUUAUUGAUCCGAUCGCGCGUAAGCGCGCGAGAGUCCCCAUUCCUCCAGUGGAGCGUGCCGAUGUUAAUUAUGGAUUUGGGGUGAGCAAAGCAAGCAAGCAAUAUAAACUAGUCUGGAUAGUCCGGGACCACGGAUGCCAAGUAUACACUCUGGGAACAGGGCAGUGGAGGGUGGGUCCGAGCCCACCCAAAAUCCGUCAUAGAAAUGCAUGUGCAUCCCUGGGCGGGAAGCUUUACUGGGUACAAAAUUGGGAGAAUAUUUGCUCGUUCGAUCUUGAAAGCGAGGUUUUCACCACCUUUCCGGCCCCACCUUGUCCCGAAGCCGAGAAGCGUAGUUGUAGAAGAGUGUGUGUGUUGGAGGAGUGUUUGUGUGUAUGUGAUUAUGUUUAUUAUGAUGGGAUUCGAACAUGGAUAAUGAGGGGAGAAGGAGAUUGGAUUCUACAACUUGUGAUACCUAUGGCUAAGGUUGUGAGGGGUAUGAGAAUGUCUUUACCAAUCAAAGUGUUGGGAAGACAUACAAUCUUGAUGGACAAUGGCUGUGGUAGACUAUAUUGGUACAACAUCAGAACCACAACUCUUCAAAUAUGUAAUUUUGGCAAUUUCAGUCAAGGGACCAUUGCUUGCUUUUUCAAACCAGACUUAGUAUCACUCAAAACAUUGUUCCCACAACGUGAGACCAUUCACUACUUUUAAUUUUGUCUAUGACAACUAUUUUGUAUCUUUGGCAGGUUUUCAUUUGUUAGGACUA
Salvia hispanica is the source of this 1210-nucleotide messenger RNA. The record is from RefSeq and is a predicted model, not a curated record. NCBI's taxonomy places the organism in Eukaryota, Viridiplantae, Streptophyta, Magnoliopsida, Lamiales, Lamiaceae.